Molecule: messenger RNA, 2747 nt
Organism: Asparagus officinalis (garden asparagus)
Lineage: Eukaryota; Viridiplantae; Streptophyta; Magnoliopsida; Asparagales; Asparagaceae
Product: sucrose synthase 4
Exons: 15
Coding region: 83-2500 (805 amino acids)
Biological process (GO): sucrose metabolic process
Molecular function (GO): sucrose synthase activity
Source: RefSeq, a predicted model, not a curated record
ACACACUCUCUCUCCUCCUCCUCCUUCCUCUCGAUCCUCAAAUCCUUCGAUCAAAACACAAAUCAAAAUCUCAAAAAAAUCCAUGGCGACGGCGAAGUUCGGACGCGUCCCCAGCAUCCGCGAGCGCGUCGAGGACACCCUCUCCGCUCACCGCAACGAUCUCGUCUCUCUCCUCUCCAAGUACGUUGGACAAGGCAAGGGAAUUCUUCAGCCUCACGACCUCCUCGAUGGUCUCGACACCGUCGUCGCCGAGACUCAAGCGGUUGUCGAUGGAUCCUUCUUUGAAGUUCUCAAGUCUGCUCAGGAAGCGAUUGUUCUUCCACCGUUUGUGGCGAUUGCGUUUCGGCCGAGGCCUGGAGUUUGGGAGUAUGUAAGGGUUAAUGUUUAUGAGCUCAUGGUCGAGCAGUUGACGAUUUCGGAGUAUUUGAAAUUUAAAGAAGAGCUUGUCGACGGACAGCACAAUGAUCCUUUUGUGUUGGAGCUGGAUUUUGAACCUUUUAAUGCGAAUUUCCCACGGCCCAGCAGGUCUUCAUCCAUAGGAAAUGGGGUUCAGUUCCUUAACAGGCAUCUAUCGUCUAUAAUGUUCAGGAAUAAGGAUUGCUUGGAGCCGUUGGUUGAUUUUCUUCGGGCCCACAAGUAUAAAGGGCAUGUGAUGAUGUUGAAUGAUAGGAUUGGGAGUGUAUCAAAGCUUCAAUCACAAUUAUCAAAGGCUGAAGACUAUUUGCUGAAGCUUGCGCCUGAUACCCCCUUCUCGGAAUUUGCUUAUGCGUUCCAAGAGAUGGGACUAGAGAAAGGUUGGGGCGAUACAGCUCAACGUGUAUUGGAGAUGAUCCAUCUUCUUUUGGAUAUUCUUCAAGCUCCUGAUGCCUCUACUUUAGAAAUGUUUCUGGGCAGGAUUCCUAUGGUUUUCAAUGUCGUCAUUGUUUCUCCACAUGGAUACUUUGGCCAAGCUAAUGUUUUAGGUUUGCCAGACACUGGUGGGCAGAUUGUCUAUAUAUUAGACCAGGUUCGCGCAUUAGAGAAUGAAAUGCUUUUGAGAAUAAAAAAUCAAGGGUUAAAUAUUAAUCCCAGAAUUCUUGUGGUGACCAGAUUGAUACCAGAUGCAAAGGGCACUACAUGCAAUCAACGGCUUGAGAGAGUCAGUGGAACGGAACAUACACAUAUUUUGCGGGUUCCCUUUAGGACAGAAAAAGGGAUUCUUCGAAAGUGGAUUUCACGAUUUGAUGUAUGGCCUUACUUGGAGAAAUUUGUAGAGGAUGCAUCAAGUGAAAUCGCAGCAGAACUACAAGGAAAUCCUGAUUUAGUCAUUGGGAACUACAGUGAUGGAAAUCUUGUUGCAUCUCUAUUAGCUUAUAAACUUGGAAUUACACAGUGUAAUAUUGCACAUGCAUUGGAGAAAACAAAGUACCCAGAUUCUGACAUAUAUUGGAAAACAUACGAGGAAAAGUACCAUUUCUCAUGUCAGUUCACUGCUGAUUUGAUAGCAAUGAACAAUGCUGACUUUAUAAUAACUAGUACCUACCAAGAAAUUGCUGGAAGUCAAAAUACAGUUGGACAAUAUGAGAGCCACACGGCUUUUACGCUUCCCGGUCUUUACAGAGUCGUCCACGGCAUUGAUGUUUUUGAUCCCAAGUUCAAUAUUGUAUCCCCAGGAGCAGACAUGUCUAUUUACUUUCCAUACUCAGAAAAGGAAAGGAGGCUAACUUCACUACAUGGUUCCAUUGAGAAACUAUUGUAUGAUCCAGAGCAAAGUGUUGAGCAUGUUGGUAGAUUAGAUGAUCGCUCUAAGCCUAUCAUCUUCUCCAUGGCAAGGCUAGAUCGAGUGAAAAACAUAACUGGACUUGUUGAAUUGUUUGCUAAAAGCAGCCAGCUGAGAGAACUGGUGAACCUUGUCGUUGUUGCUGGAAACAAUGAUGUGAAAAUGUCAAAUGAUAGAGAAGAAAUCAAAGAAAUCGAGAAGAUGCACCAGCUCAUGAAGACAUACAAGCUGGAUGGCCAGUUUCGCUGGAUUUCUGCUCAAAUGAACCGGGCUCGUAAUGGUGAGCUUUAUCGCUACAUUGCUGAUACCAGAGGUGCCUUCAUACAGCCUGCAUUUUAUGAAGCAUUUGGUCUCACAGUAAUAGAGGCCAUGACUUGUGGUCUUCCAACGUUUGCAACCUGUCACGGUGGUCCUGCAGAGAUUAUAGAGCAUCAAGUAUCAGGAUUUCAUAUAGAUCCAUAUCAUCCUGAUAAGGCAGCUGAACAUUUGGUCGAUUUCUUUGACCGUUGCAAGAAGGAUUCUGGCUAUUGGAAAAAGAUAUCUGAUGCUGGGUUGUCUCGCAUUAACGAAAGGUACACAUGGAGCAUAUAUUCUGAAAGGUUAAUGACACUGUCUGGGGUUUAUGGUUUCUGGAAAUAUGUGUCGAAGUUAGAACGACGAGAGACACGUCGAUACCUUGAAAUGUUCUACAUAUUAAAGUUUAGAGAUCUGGCGAAGUCUGUUCCUCUUUCAUCAGACUAAGUCGCAAGUGGAAGGUUUGCAGCCAGGAGCGUAAGCUAGUUUAAUGGUCUUAUAUUGGGUUGUUUUUUGUGCUUUAUUUCUCGCACGACUGACAUGUUCGUCUUGUAACAUAAAUAAGAGACGCAGAGCAAUGUAAGUUCUGAAUCUUCUUUUCUGCGUAUAAAUUUCUUGAAGGGUGUCAUGUUUAAUAGUAAGUUGAGACGAUGUUUGUAUUUAUUACCGUUUUAAUUCCAUACUGUUGUGCAAA